AUAGGGUACUGCUGGGAGAAGCAGUGGUGCGACAGUGGUUCAUAGCUGGCAUGAGAUAAAUAUAAGAGAUUACUGUACAAAAUGGAUUUUAAUCUUACUAUCCUACCGAUUUUAAAAGUAAAAAUUUCAAAAAAUAAGGAUUCAUAAAAUGAUUACUUAAAAACUGCAUUUUUAAACUUAAAAUACAAAUAUUGUACAAUACUUAUGUUGUUACAAAUAAAAUAAUUUUUCGAAGUGUAUAAUCAAGUUUUAUUGUUAUCGAGUUUACAAAUCAGUCUUUAAAGUAAAAAAUCAUUUGAACAUUAAAGGAAAAACAAAAAAGUAAAUUUAACUGCAGAGGUGAUACCAUCCAUCAGAAAAUUUCUUCAAUUUUUCGUUAUUGAAAACAAACUGUGAUUACCUUGCUGAUAAACGAAGCUUCGCACAACUGGCACCAUGGGUUAUCUGCCAUGGCUGCUAGGUCUGCUUGGCUGCCUCACAGUCACCAGUGCCCACGACCCCUACUCUACUCUACCCAAACUGAUCACAGAGCGAGGUAACCUGAUCAUCACUCCAGGGCUGGAUCGCAACAUCACUUUUCGCACAUAUGGCACGAGCUAUGUCAACAUCGAUGAUCACAACUUGCUCCACAUUGCGCAAACGGCAAAGACAGCAGCUGAUCAAGUGGUCAGGUUCCAGCAGGGUUUGGAGCGAAACAUCUUGGGACGUUUAGACUCACUAAAUCGUCUGGUGUCAGGCCGACGUGGUCUUGUGUCGAAGAUGACUAACCUGGAACGGAUGAUAAAUUCUGGCAAUUUUUCUACAGGCUCAGGUUCUCCAACUCCCUCACAAGGACUGAUACCUGGUCCUGGCAGACCACCUAUUGCAAUACGUUUGAACAGGCUCACAGCAAGGACACGACGAGUGGAGAUUCAGCUGCGCAGAUUGCAAAAUCUACUGUCUAUUGACGAAUGUCUUAGUAACCCUUGCAGAAAUGGAGGAACCUGCCAAGACAUGUUUAAUGGCUUUAUGUGCAUUUGUCCAGCAAACUGGGAGGGUAGUCUGUGUGACGAGGAUGUGAACGAGUGUGCAGAGUUCGCUGGCACUGACCUCGGCUGCCAGAAUGGAGCAACAUGUGUCAACAAACCUGGCAGCUACGAAUGUCUGUGUGCUGAAACAUUCUUCGGUCUACAUUGCACUCUGCGAACCAAUGACUGUUCCAUGGCCAAUACGGCACAGCUGUGUGGUCAUGGUGUAUGCGUCAAUCAAGGGGGUAAUGGACGUGGAUAUACCUGCAUUUGUGAUCAGGGAUGGACGAUAGAUCUGUCCUUCUCUUGCAACGUUGAUGUAGACGAAUGUCAAGCCAAGCAGUAUCCUUGCUCUCACGAUCCACAUGUUCAGUGUAUCAAUCUCCCAGGCUCCUUCCACUGUGGCUUCUGUCCUCCAGGUUUCUCCGGUAAUGGGUUCCAGUGUGCUGACAUUGAUGAGUGUUUAGUGAACAAUGGUGGUUGCAGCUUAGUACCCAGGGUCUCAUGUAUUAACACGAGGGGGUCACGAGUGUGUGGUCACUGCCCUCCCGGCUACUCAGGGGAUGGAACAAUCUGCAGCCCAGUGGAGGGGGGAGCUUGUGCCAUCAACAACGGUGGCUGUCACCCCUCUGCCCAGUGCUUCCAGAACGCAGGUAUAGUGACAUGCAGGUGUCAAGAUGGUUAUGCAGGCAAUGGCUACGGUCCACUGGGAUGUUCACCCUCCAACUUGGCUGUCAACCCCUGCCUUAAUUUUCCUUGCAAGAAUGGAGGCACAUGUGUUCCAGCAGGAUCUACGUUCACAUGUGUCUGUCAUCCUCACCUUACUGGAGCUGACUGCAGUGUUGUCGUGUACUCCAGUUGUAGCCCCAACCCCUGCCAGAAUGGUGGGUCGUGCCAAGUACACACAGACCAGGGAGUAGCUCAGGUCCAUUGUACCUGUGUUAGAGGUUUUGAAGGAGCUAGAUGUGAGCAGCAGUCAAGUUUGUGUGGAGGUAUAUUUUUUCAAGACAGUGGCGAGCUGGAGUUUCCAGUGGAGAGUGCUGCCCAACGCUAUGAGAGCCAUGAUGUUUGUACCUGGUUCAUUACAGUAUCUUCUGAUAAAUCUGUUGAAUUAACUUUUACUCACCUUGUCUUCGAAUCUCCUGAAAAUUGCAACGAUCGAUAUUUGAGGAUUAACGAUAAGUUAACUAGGACUGAAUGGCUCUACUGCAAGACAUUUACAGCUACUGAACUUCCUGUGGUGACCUCCAUCACAAACAGGGUCGUCAUCAACUUUCACGCCAGCACUGGGAUGAGCAACCACUUUAAGUUAUCUUGGAAAGCUGUGGUGCCUAGAUGUGGGGGAGAAAUUGAGGCAAAGUCUCAUGGAACCAUCGACUCCCCUCGGUUUCCCCACAAUUAUCCUCCAGACCAAGAAUGUGAAUGGAGGCUGAUGGCUCCACCAGGGAAGAAGUUACAGCUGCUGUUCAACACCAUAGAUCUCGAGCCCUCUUCUGACUGUUCCAAAGAUUAUCUUAAGAUCCAUGAAUACGUCCUCGAUGAACCAGGAAAUCUUCUAGCACAGUUCUGCAACUCUAGUACCCCAGAGCCUCUGACAACCCAUGGGUCAGCAGCAUACAUCAUCUUCCAUUCUGAUAGUUCAGGACUUCAGGGGUCAGGCUUUCACAUUGUCUAUACACUUGUCGAUGGAUGUGGAGGUGUGCUGACUGCUUCUGCGGGCGACAUCUCCCUUGCCACAGGCACUGAUGAGAAUUAUCUUGAUGAUCAAGAUUGUGAGUGGAGGAUCCAGCUGCCAUUGGGGGACAAAAUUCAAAUAACCUUCAACAAGUUUGACCUUGAAGAGACAACUCCUUGUGAUGACUUUUUGGAAGUGAGGGAUGGAGCCAGCAGAACCUCCCCCAUGGUCGGCCAGUGGUGUGGCUCAAACCUGCCACCUGACUUCACAUCCUCCUCCAACGAACUUACCAUCAUCUUCCACUCGGAUUUAAUUUUUGGUGGUUCUGGCUUCACAUUGCAUUACAAACCUGUGUGUGGAGGGAUAUUUACUGGCUCCACAGGAGAGAUUCGAUCUCCCAAUUAUCCUCUUCCAUAUUCUUCAGAGCGCAAGUGUGUGUACAUCAUUAAUACCCCUCCCAGCACUGCAAUCCAUCUACAGUUCAAGGACUUUGAUAUAGAGAUGUUGACUGGUUGCAACUACGAUUAUUUGGAGGUAUGGGAUGGAGACAAUUCCAACUCUACUAAACUUGGAACAUUCUGUGGAGACCAAAAACCAGCUGAUAUCUUUUCUUCUCACAACUUCCUCUACAUCACUUUCACAUCUGAUGAUAGUGUAAUGAACAGAGGGUUUCUUGCCCAGUACUGGACCGUCUCUAUCCCUUGUGGAGGUAUUCUGAAGGAAACGACAGGAAUGAUCUCGUCACCACAGAACGAGGAUGGCUACCUACCAAACACUGUGUGUCAGUGGGUGAUCUCAGCGACACCAGGCUGGAUCAUACGGCUGGACUGGUUAACGUUCCACCUGGAGUCUAGCCAGCACUGUUCCAUGGAUGCAGUUACUGUGUAUGAGAAUAACACAGCCACAGGAAACAGCACUCUCAUUGACAAGUACUGUGGUCUCAGACUGCCGCCUGCGAUAACAUCAACCACCAAUGUGUUGACAGUUCGGUUCCACUCAGAUGAUAGUGUCCACCGGGAGGGUUUCACAGCUCACUAUGUAAUGGUCGACAAGAGAAGAGUUUGCGAUGCCGUUUAUCGCUCAGUUUCCGGCGUUAUUGAGAGUCCAAACUAUCCGGACGACUAUCCAGCCAACAAAGAGUGUACCUGGACGAUUCAAGCUCCACAGGGUAGACAGAUCAGUCUCAAAUUUGAGACUUUUGACCUUGAAGAUUCAGGAGAUUGCAGAUAUGAUAGUAUUAUAAUCAGAAAUGGAUUACAUGAAACAUCCCCACUGGUCGGCAAGUACUGCAGUACCACAUUGCCUCCUGAAGUGAUCUCCCUCACCAAUGCAUUGUGGAUCCACUUAAGUACUGAUGUGUCCAAUCAAGGAAAAGGCUUCAGGGCCUCCUGGGAUGCCACUGCCACAGGGUGUGGAGGCACGCUGACAGGGCCGACAGGUUCCAUCAUGUCCCCCAACUACCCGCAGCCAUACAUGCGCAACGCCGAGUGUUUCUUCAGGAUCUCAGUAUCUCAGGGCAGUCGUGUCCGGCUCAUAUUUGUGGAUCUAGACUUGGAGCCACACUCCACGUGCAGACUUGACUAUGUUGAGGUGUUUGAUGGAGUAGAUGACCACAGCAAGAGUCUAGGCCGUUACUGCACAUCUAGUCUCAGCCAUCUGACCUCAUCCACCAAUUACGUGUUUGUCAAGUUUGUCUCAGAUAUCAGCCUCAGUGGCCGAGGAUUCUAUCUUAAGUACUAUACAGAGUGCAACAUAACAACCAGAGAUCGUUACGGGGUGUUGGAGUCUCACAACUAUCCCCAGGAAUACCCUGCCAUGCUCAACUGCAUGUGGGUACUAAUGGCCCCACAGGGUAGCAAGUACAACAUCACCUUCGCUCACUUUGACCUGGAGUAUGGAGUCCUACAGCAGGAACCUUCAGUGGAUCAGAGGGAUUGUCACUACGACUAUCUUGAGAUAUCAGAAGGUACUAAGAAUCAAACACCAAGCAAUAUUUUGGGACGCUUCUGUGGUGAUGAGCUGCCUCCGACCUUACACUCUCAGCUGGAUCAGGUUUACAUCCAUUUUGUCACAGAUCACAUGAUAGAGGGAUCAGGUUUCCAUCUCGAGUGGGCAAUCUCAGGUUGUGGGGAGAUAUACAGGGACAGACCAAAAGGCACCUUUUCCAGCCCCAACUACCCCAAUGGCUACCCUACAGAGAUGGAAUGUGAAUGGGAUAUUAUUGCCCCCUUUGACAAAAGUGUAGAGAUCACAAUCGAAGAAAUUCACCUGGAGGAUUACGGAACCUGUGAUUUUGACUAUCUUAUUAUCUAUGGAGGGAGGGAUGAGACGUACCCAGUACUGUCCAAGUUCUGUCAUCGCCAGACUAGUCCAAUUGUAAUCACCACUACUGGCAACCACGCCUUCAUUGUAUUCCGCUCUGACCAUUCCAUAAGUGGAAGAGGAUUCCGGGCUACUUGGAAAUUUGUUGAUUCUAAAUGUGGUGGAAAAUACAUCGCACCUUUUGGGCAGAUCCAUUCACACAACUAUCCCCAGAACUACGGCCACAAUGAUGACUGUCAGUGGCUGAUCAAAGUGCCCUCAAACCACCUCAUCAAUCUCACCUUUGUAGAUUUCGAUAUAGAGGAGAGUAACAUGCACGGGCUUACAGACUUUGUUAACGUGUAUGACGGAGAUUCCACUUCUGCUCCACUACUGAUGAGUCAUAAUGGCAACUCUCUGCCCAGCCCAGCAACUGUCGUGUCCACUGGCAAUACUAUGCUGAUCAGACACAAGGCAGACGGUUCUGUCAGUGCCAAGGGGUUCCUAGCUCAGUACUCCUUGGCCUGUGGUGCUCACAUAUCAGCCAAGGGGACGGGAACGUUCCAAAUGGGUGAGCUUGUGAGAGCCUCCUCUCCCUGGACUCCUACCUCCAACAACUGCACUUGGUACAUCAUCGCAGAGGACCCUGCUGAUAAGAUCAUGUUGAGUUUCACAUCCUUGGAUUUGAGUUCCUGCUCUAUUAACUAUGUGGAAGUGCAUGAUGGAGAUGACACCAAUGCCACUGUGAUCAGCCGAGUGUGUGGGACCAAACUGCCGAAGCCAAUACGGAGUAGUGGUUCUGCCCUCACCAUUGUGUCUUCUAGCCUCACUGGCUAUCGUGGCCACCUCUGGGGGUUCUCUGCCUUGUACUCUACACUAGCUACAGCGUGUGGAGGAGAAUUAACUUCAGAAGAGGGAGCCAUAGCUUCGCCCAACUAUCCUGAUGGUUAUCCUCCAAACUUAGGCUGCGAGUGGCUGUUGAAGGCUAGUCCAGGCAAUAAAGUGGUCCUGACUUUUGUCAGUUUCUCCCUGGCAGAGAGUGACUACUGUAAUGCAGACAAUGUAGAGGUGCGAGAAGGCUCUAGUAAUGGUACUCUGCUAGGAGUUUAUUGUGGCUCAGAUAUACCGACCAACAUCACAUCCUACAAUUCCCUCUGGCUCCGCUUCCGAUCUGAUGCUUUCAACACUGCCCCUGGCUUCCUUGCAGAUUACAGCUUAGUUCAUGAUAAUGAACUGAUUGGUGACUCUGGCCAGAUUGCGUCCCCGCUGUACCCCAAACCCUAUACCCAGGCUAGAGACUACAAAUGGACCAUCACCGUGCCCUUCAACAAAGUCAUUCGGAUUUCCUUCUCAGAGUUCUACAUGGAAAAUUACAUUGAAGAUGAGGAGUGUUUCAUUUAUUUGGAGAUCUUUGAUGGACUGGAUGUGGAUGGCAGUUUCCCCUCUCUGCUCAAGGCUUGUGGUACUGCACUGCCCGAACCUGUGGUGACCUCAGCUAAUGUUGCUGCCAUCAAGUUCCACAAUGAUCCCUAUCUCCAUGGCUCAUACUUCCUGCUCAGGUGGGAAGCUGUCAGUCGUCAGUCUAUUGCCACCAUGACCGUAGACAACUCUCUAGGCUGUGGGAAGGAAAUACACAUCAGCUCAGUGGGAAUAAAUAACACAGCCGUAGUAUCCAGCCCUGGAUACCCUCAAAACUACAAGCGAAACUUGCAGUGCACGUGGAUAGUGGAUACAGACCCAGGGUACCACCUUGUAAUCAAUUUCACUACUAUGGACUUGGAACAGUUUGAUGAAUGUAACUCAGAUUAUGUUGCUGUGUACACAGAGUCAGAGGAAGAAUCAACUGGCUGGAAAGCUUUGACUUCAAAACUCUGCCUUCCCAACACUACUACUUUGUUCAUUGAGGCAUACCAACGUGCUAAACUCUAUUUUGAAACUGAUCGUACCGUUCAGAAAACUGGCUUCUCUGCUACAGUAAACGUUGUGUGUGGGGGUAAACUCACGGACCCUACAGGUACUAUAGAUAUGAGCUCCAUACAACCUAAUUUGUCCACUGGCGCAGUUGACUGUGACUGGGAGAUUGUUGUUCACUCAGGAAGAACUAUACGCCUCACAUUUGAUAAGUUUGACCUGCCCAAACUGGGCAGGGAUACUUGUGUCAACAGUUACAUUAUGUUCCGCAACGGAGGACACAAGGACUCUCCAGCACUUGGAGAGAUGAAGUAUUGUGGCCGGGAGACACCAAUUCUUCCUGAGUCCUCAUCCAACCGAGUCUACAUAUCGUACCAUGCAAUAGCAGGAGCUCCGGGAGUUAUUUUGAACUACGAAGAAGUGAGCUUUGCAUGCAGAUAUGACAUUCAGUUGCGGAACAAGUCUCACAACUUCACAAUCAGUUCACCCAACUACCCACAACCCCCCAGCACUUCACACAUCAGCUGUGUCUGGAUUGUGACGGCUCCCCCUGGAGAGAGUGUCCACCUUGAUUUUGUUCUUCGGUUUGACAUAAAACGUUCCUUAGAUUGCUCAGUUGAAUACGUAGAGGUGCGUGAUGGUGGAACGGAGUUGUCACCUUUGAUUGGCCGAUACUGUAACAAGACUCCAACCCCCAAAGUAACUUUAGGAAGACGUAUGUACAUCAAGUACUUCACUGAUGCAGAUUCACCCAAUAAUGGCUUCAAGGCUGUUGUCAAGAUUGCAACGUGUGGUGGCACGUACUUCGAUCAGUCCAAGAUGAGUCUCCUGUCCCCCCAGUACCCCAAAAGGUACCCAGCCAACACUGACUGUCUCUGGAGGAUUGUGGGAUUCAAUGCCGACACCCAGCUAUACGUCAACGUCUCUGAACUCUACAUGAGUGAUGAUAGCGACUGCAGCAACGCUCAGGACUAUUUAGAGUUUAUAUCAGUUGACCCUAUCACUAAGAAUAUGACAGAUUCUCCACCACCCACGAGGCUGUGUGGUCGACACUCUAUACUCAAUGGAACCUCGCUUGUUCCCCCCAGUAUUUCCAAUGAGAUGUACAUCCGUUUCCAUUCUGGUCCUCGAGAUUCCUCCAGUAGCCAUGCACGCUUUGCUUUCUUUAUCGAACCAAGACGGGAACGAUGUCUAUACAAGAUGAUAGCACCUAGUGGAAUAUUCACCAGUCCAGGCUACCCGAACCCGAUGCCUCAACAUAACGAGCUUUUCUGCACUUGGGUCAUUACAGUCCCAGAGGGUCACAGAGUCUCCAUCAAGUUUCUGGACUAUGACUUAGAGCCAAGCUUGGAAAACACACUCUUCGACUACAAACUAACAUUCCACGAUGGAGAAAGUUUCUUCAUUACUUCAUUUUCCUCCAACUCAUCGUGGACCAAUCUAGUUGUAGAUUCAUUCACAAACGAGAUGAGAAUUCACUACAUCGAAUCUUCUAUCAGCGGAGCACACCGUGGUUUCAAAGCGGAGUUCUCUUCUGACAAACCAACAAUAUGUGGAGGACAACUGGAAGACCAGGGCUCGUUGAGCUUCUCCUUACUGGGGCAAAAUGCUAAGUAUUACUAUUGUGAGUGGCGCAACUCUCGUGACCCUAUGUUGUCCAACCAGACCACCUUUACUGUCACUGUCAAUGGUACGUUCAACAACAUGACUAAAAUAGUCUGCCCAGUCUACGGAACUACAUACGACUCUCUCAUCAUCCAAGAUAGUAGAUCAAUGAUAUUGGAAACAGUGUGUGAGAACACAACAAGUCCAGUUAUGGUGAGGAGUCCCUUCCCUGGAACCGUUAUUAAGGCCCGAAGGAGAGGAAGUUAUGGAAGACAACAUAGCUUUCCUGUUUCUUUGGCCAAUUUUACUUUGACAUACAAAACAGAUCAAUGUGGAGGCAUUGUCCAUGGACCUCAAGCUGUCAUCACCAGUCCUGGAUAUCCCAAUAAGUAUCCAGCUAAUAUAGAUUGUGCUUGGAAUGUAAAGUUUCAACAAGAUUCCCAAGUUCAUGUGAAAUUUGAGGCUGUGGAUCUUGAUCCUGACUGCAGUAAAGAUUUUCUGCGACUUUACAAUGGAGAAAAUCAAAGAAAUCCACACCUCAUCCCUUCACUGUGUGGUAACACUGUACCUAGAGAACUCAGGACCCAGUCCAACUUCAUGUUCUUGGAGUUCCAUUCUGGUCCCACCAACCCGUCACACAAGGGCUUCAGGAUCAUUCUUACUCAGGACUCUACUGGUUGUGGAGGAAUCCUGCACUCAACAGAAGGAAUACUACAGAGUCCUAACUAUGGGAAAGGCGACUACCCCAAUAACACAGAGUGUGAGUGGACAGUAAUAUUACCUCCUGGAUAUCAUGCAAGCCUUUCCUUCAUUGAUCGUUUCUUCCUGGAAGUCUCUGAAGAUUGUGCAAAUGAUUUUAUUCAGAUUUCUGACUGGCACAACGAAAAGUGGCAAAAGGUUGGAAGCAAACUCUGUGGGGGGACCGUUCCUUCCAGCAUUGACACUUCUACUAACCGGUUCAAGGUUCUCUUCAAGACAAACCCAUCUGUCACCAGUGAUGGCUUCAAGCUAUCAUGGACCAAAAAGUGUGGCAGUGUUUUGGAUUUGACUGUAGUGGAAACUGGCACCAUAAUUUCUCCCAACUACCCAAAACAAUACCAGCCAAAUUUAGUCUGCAAUUACACUCUGGUCGCUCCUGGCCAAGUAAUUUAUGGUGUGUUUGAAGACUUCAACAUUGAAGGAUCCAUGUCAGGAGAGAGCCCCUGCAGGUUCGACAAUGUCUCGCUGACAGUAACAAGGCCUCGUUUUGCACCUCAGUUUUACAUCUCAAGAUUUCUUCCCCACUUCCAACGCAGACAAGAAGUGUACUGUGGAAACCAGCCACCACAGCCAAUCUACAGUUUGAGCAAGAUAGAGAUGGUUUUCAGGACUGACGAGUAUUUUGCUCCUAAGGGUUUCCUUUUCUUAUAUUCCACGAUCAAAUGUGGAGGUAACAUUACCUCUCCCACAACCAUCUCUGAGCCUAACAGCACUCACUUCCAUGAUUGUGUCUGGUUUGUCACUGCUCCACCUGAAAAAGUUAUAUUGUUUAAGCUUAAAUCGAUGGAAACUCGGCUCGUGAUGUGUGACAAAAAUUACAUCAAUCUCUACAACGAUCACAACGUGACCAACGCAUCAAGUCUGAUUGACACAGUGUGUAGAAGAAGAGGUGAAGGUGUCAAGACCACAUUCAGGUCUUCUGGUAAUCUGAUGGCCAUCAAAUAUCACAGUGAUUCCAUCUUAUUCUUCUUGCGCUUCAAAGCUGCCAUUGGAUUUACUUACGGUGAAAAGCACAACUGUGGUGGUACGAUCCAUUUAGCCAAUGUGAGUCUACCGUACCUGCUACAAGCCCCAGAUGUGGAUGGAGAUGGCCACUAUGAACCUCUGCUCUCCUGUGAUUGGUUGUUCCUGGCUCCUGAUGCUCACCAGAUACGAGCCUCCUUCAAUAAACUGGAUAUCCAGAACUGCUCCAACUGUAACUGUGAUGUUCUAAAGAUAACGGAUGGAGAAGUUGAUACUGAUGACAGUUGGACCACUAUGUUCUGCUCGUCGUCAGUCAACGGAAUGUCUUGGAGGGAGAAAAUCUCUUCUAGAGGCAGUCUUUUGGUCCAUUUCUCUUCUGAUGCAACUGUCGAACUAUCUGGCUUCCAGCUCUCCAUUACUACUUUCCCAUCUCUCUGUGGUCCAAGCACAAGACAUGCUACGAGGGAGUUGCAGGUGCUACAGUCGCCUGGAAUGGAUGGAACCCUUGUGGAUCAUAGUAUCCGAUGUGUGUGGAACAUCAUAGUGGGGCCUGUUGGUACGGGAUUGAUGCGGUUACACUUUACUCAGUUUAACCUGAGUGCACCCUGCCACACCAACUAUUUGGAGAUCACUGAGAAAGCACCACUUACAUUUGGACCAGCAAGACUAAACUUCAUCUUUGCAUUGAGUAACCCAGUAGAUGAACAUAAGUGGUGUGGAUCACAAAAGGCUAACUUAACAAUAAUCAAUAUGAGUGUACAACUGGUUUUCGAAGCCACUCGAGCCACACCACACUUUGGCUUCAAACUGGAAUACAGCAUGAAAGGUUGUAGUGAGAAUUACACAACACCUUAUGGACGAAUAAGAGUCAGUAAAUACUAUCAGAGUUUUGAGGAAAACACGUGUCACAUAAGAAUACAAGCUCCUGCCUCCAAUGCAACAAUCUCUCUCUACUUUAACUUCUUUUAUUGUACACCAACUGAUUCGGGAGACAACAAAAUGAUUGUGUAUGAUGGCAGCAAUGAUCAAGCUCAGGAACUAGCAUCGUUCUGUGACUCUUCUCAACCAAAACCCAUUUUCUCCACUGGCCCGACACUGUACAUUAAGUUCCUAGUAAUGUCCCACUUAGGAAAUUUUGACAUGAUCUAUACAACUACAGAUAAAGGUCGAGGUUGUGGGGGUCAGUUCCACGAAUCUUAUGGCAAAUUCUCCUCCCCACUCUACCCCUCCUCCUAUAAGGAGGAUAAUUCAUGUCGUUGGGACAUAUCUGUACCUCAUGGUAACCAGUUGGUCUUCAAAUUUCUAACACUAAACUUCGGAUAUUCCUUAUGUAAUACCAACUACAUUCAGCUCCUUGACGUAGACCUUACUACUGGACUGGAGUCCCUACAUUCCCAGUACUGUGGCUAUGAUAGCGUAAGUGAAAUUCAGAUGCGAGGAUCCACUGCAGUUGUUCGUUACGUUACUACAACUCACAACAAUGGCACUGGCUGGGUACUAGCGUGGAAAUCUCGGCCUGUCUUGGCUAAUUAGUGUUUAUAUGUAGAUAUUACAAAAAUAUGUAAAAAGUUGUAUAUUGUUAUUAUAUGAACAAAAAUAUAUUUAUAUAUAAAAACCAUGUAUUAUAAUAUGUUGUAGAAAUAAUAAAGACUGAACAUCAG
Molecule: messenger RNA, 11882 nt
Organism: Homalodisca vitripennis (glassy-winged sharpshooter)
Lineage: Eukaryota; Metazoa; Arthropoda; Insecta; Hemiptera; Cicadellidae
Product: cubilin-like
Exons: 68
Coding region: 436-11754 (3772 amino acids)
Molecular function (GO): calcium ion binding
Source: RefSeq, a predicted model, not a curated record